Molecule: messenger RNA, 4673 nt
Organism: Cuscuta europaea
Lineage: Eukaryota; Viridiplantae; Streptophyta; Magnoliopsida; Solanales; Convolvulaceae
Source: the annotation of a GenBank genome assembly
AACUUAGAAACCCUUUUCAAUGUUCGUUCCCGGAAUCUAGGUACAAGCACCCGAUUAAAUGCUGCUUUUAUUAUCUCUCUGGUAUAUCCCCAUCAAACUAUCAUGAAGAAACUUAUGGCGUUGACAUGGUACUGCUUAUCACUUCCACACCACUUCCACGUGCCCUCUCUCCCAUCCCGCCGCCAUCUUUCUCCCUCAUGAAAAAUGGAAAAUAGAACGGCUAAUCCUACAUUCCUACUCAGCAAUCUUAGCCCCCGCUCCCCACUCCUAUAAUCUUUGCUGCCACCUCUUGUAUCUUCCGUGGACCCUCUUGGAAAUUUUGCAGUAAUUGUAGAAACCCAAAUUGGAGAAUUGAAGGAAGAUUGGAGAAUCACGGCAAAGGGAAGGGGCAUUAUUGUUCUUCAUUUUUCUCAUAACGGUUCAUCUGGAAUCGGGUCGGGUCGGGUCGGAUUUGCAGGUACAUGAGCAUCUACUAGCUCAUUGAAUCUUUUUCUUUGGGUUGAAUUGACGUUUUCUUGUGUUAAAGUAAAGCAAGGUCCAGCCUUUAUCACUGUGAUAGCUUCUAGGGUUUAUUACAACAGUUAUAGGAAGGUAGCAGUUUUUUUUCUUUUAGCUUUAUAUUGGAAGAAAGUUAUAAGUUGAAGGAAAAUUCGCAUCAGUAUGGCUUCUGAUAGGAACUUGAAACCAAUUAAUUUGGGGCCUGCGAGUAUGUUAAGAACUGUCCAGCUGGAAGAAUCACUCAUGGUUCCAGGGGGCGUUUACGGAAAUGCCAUCCCAGGGUUUACCCCACAAACAAUAACUCACUACCCUGUAACAACCCCUGAUACCGGAUUCGUGAGCCUAGGUUUUACCAAUGGUGUCCCUGUCGUGUGCGGAGGCGGGGUCCUGCCACGGAUUCCGUCCAAAGAAGUUGGUGCUGGCGGGAAUUCGUUGUCCUCAGGUAGGAAAGUGAAACUCCUCUGCAGUUUUGGCGGGAAAAUACAGCCGAGGCCUAGCGAUAGGGCAUUGAGGUAUGUAGGGGGGCAGACUAGGAUCAUUGGAGUAAGGCGGGAUGUGAGUUUUCAUGAUUUCAUCAGGAAGAUGGCGGACGUGUAUGGGGAAGAUGUGGCAAUUAAGUACCAGUUGCCGGAUGAGGAGCUCGACGCGCUCGUCUCUGUCUCUUCCCCCAAUGAUCUCGAGAACAUGAUGGAUGAGUUCGAGAAGUUGGCGGACGGGUCCGCAAAGUUGCGGGUGUUCCUGUUUUCACCAUCAGAAGUUGGCAGCAGCGGAGUCACAAAUGUCAGGACCAAUUCUAGUGCUAAUUCGGAGGCAAGCGGCAGUCAAGGAGCAAACGCAAUACCACUUUCCAGUGAGGCAGCAGUAUUACCUAGCAGGAUAGCUUCAGCUCCUCCUCCAAGUGCAGUAGUGGAACCAAAUCCAGCCGUAUAUCCUGAAUGUGGUUUUGGUUUGCCUAAACCAGGAAUCAGUUUCCAGUUGCAUUCAACACAUGCACCGUCUGAUAUGCUGACCCAUCCAGAUUAUAACCCAAAACAAUUUACUUCACCGCUAUGGGGAGAAGGUGGGAUCACGAGUGUCGGGGUCAAUGCUAGUGCUAACUUGGAGGCAAGCAGUGGUCAAGGAGUGAUCACAGUGCCACUUUCCAGUGACACAGUGGUAUUACCUAGCGGGAUAUCUUCAGCUCCUCCUCCAAGGGCAGUAUUGGAACCAAAUCCAGCCACGUAUUCUGAAUCUGGUUUUGAUUUGCUGAAACCAGGAGUAAGUUUCCCAUUACAUUCAACAUAUGCACCGUCUGAUAUCCUGAUUCGUCCAGAUUAUUACCCACAACAAUUGCCUUUGCAGUUUUUCGGGGGAGUCGGGGUCAAAAGUGUCGGGCCCAAUGCUAGUGCUAACUUGGGCGCAAGCAGCGGUCAAGGAGCUACUGCAAUACCACUUACCGGUGAGGCAUCUGUACCGCCUUGUGGGAUAGCUUCAGCUCCUCCUCCAAGGGCAGUAGUGGAAUCAAAUCCAGCCAUAUAUUCAGAGUCUGGUUUUGAUUUGCUGAAAGCAGGAGUAAGUUUUCAGCCGCAUUCGGCAUAUGCACCGUAUGGUAUGCUGACCCAUCUAGAUUAUUACCCACAACAAUUACCUUCACAGUUUUUGGGGGAAGGUGGGGUCAUGAGUGCCGGGUCCAACACUAGUGCUAACUCUGAGGCAAGCGUGGGUCAAGGAGUGAUCGCAAUACCACUCUCCGGUGAGGUAACGGUAUUACCUGGCGGUAUAUCUUCAGCUCCUCCUCCUCCAAGGGCAGUAUUGGAACCAAAUCCAGCCAUAUGUUCUGAAUCUAGUUUUGAUUUGCUGAAACCAGGAGUAGGUUUACAGUUGUGCUCGACAUAUGCACCGUCUGAUAUGCUGACCUGUCCAGAUUAUUACCCACAACAGUUUUUGGGGGAAGGUGGGCCAGUCUUCACCCAACAGCCUUUAACUGCAGGUGCUACACUUCAGCAAUUUGUUUCUUCUCACGUCACUGCGAACCCCAACCUUAAUCGUGUUCCAAAUAACCCUCCACAAGUUAGAUUUGAACAAUUUCCUUCAGAAAACACUCCGGCAACUUCAACAUUAGCAGGGUGCCAUCAGAUUCCUGCUAAUAAGGAUCAGGAAUGUGAUAAAAUACAGUCAGAUUUCUAUCAAUUGCUCCCUGGGGGUGUAGCAGGAUUGUCUAGUGGCAUGCAAUUGCAAUCUCAUUAUUCACAAUUUAUACCCACGGUUCCUCUUUCAUGUCAAGUUGAUACACCUGAGAACCUGUUUGUCCCAUUGCAGUACCAUGUUAAAGAAACUAUAAAUGCAAACGAGAAUCUUAAGCAAGUCGAGAGUAGAAUGGGAAAUCUUAAAUUAUAUGAUAAAUUUAUAGAGGACAUUGCCUUGGAAAACAAUGUUCAACAGGUUGUUCAGGGCCCCACAUUUGUUGAUGCAAACGACACCCAAAAGACUGAGAUGCCCAGCACGACAUCAGCACAAACCACAUUAUUGGAGAGUCUGUGGCCCCUGGAACCAUGUGCGGUAUUGCCUCCUCCUCUAGAUGCACAGGAAAACUCAUCCUCGCUGUUCAGCAACCUGGAUCCUUGGAAUAUCAUGCAGUGUGAUGCUCAUUUCCCGCCACCUAUGCCUAGCAAAAUCCGGCUGAGAAAGGAAACUGUGGCUGUCAAGAAUCAUCAAUCAGAUGAUGGUGAGAUGACCAUAGAUGGGAAUCAGGGAUUAGGAGCAAAAAUGCGGGUGUAUAGAGGAGUUUCUCCAUCUUCUGCCUAUCCAAACAAGGACUCAGGCUCAGCAGAUGAAAUAAUCAAGCAAGAACUUCAGGCUGUUGCUGAGGACGUAGCGGCAUCUGUUCUCCAAUCAUCCCUUCCUUCUAACACAGAGCAUAGUAGCGAAGUUCAAAGUGCAGGUGAAGAAAAGCAUUCUGACAGAAAUAAGUGCGAGAAAGUGGAAAUUGAGUUGCCAGAGAGGAGAGAUUUUGGAUUUGCUUUGUCAGCUGACAUUGGUCACUUGCAGAUUAUAAAGAACAACGAUCUUGAAGAAUUUCGGGAAUUGGGUUCAGGCACUUUUGGCACUGUUUUUCAUGGAAAGUGGAGAGGAACGGAUGUUGCUAUCAAACGGAUCAAUGACAGAUGUUUUGCUGGAAAGCCUUCAGAAGAAAAACGAAUGAGGGAAGAUUUCUGGAAUGAAGCCAUUAACCUUGCAGACUUGCACCAUCCAAACGUUGUUGCAUUCUAUGGUGUUGUGCUCGAUGGGCCCAAUGGUUCUGUGGCAACAGUUACCGAAUAUAUGGUUAAUGGUUCUCUGAGGAAUGCUCUGCACAACCAUGAGAGGAGCAUUGAUAAGUGGAAGCGUAUUUUGAUAGCAAUGGAUGUAGCAUUUGGAAUGGAAUACUUGCAUGGGAAGAACAUUGUACACUUUGACUUGAAAAGUGAUAACCUAUUGGUUAAUCUCCGUGAUCCACACCGCCCUAUUUGCAAGGUUGGUGAUUUGGGACUCUCCAAAGUGAAAUGCCAGACACUUAUCUCAGGUGGUGUGCGUGGGACCCUUCCAUGGAUGGCACCCGAGCUUCUCAAUGGCAAUAGUAAUCUUGUCUCGGAGAAGGUUGACAUUUUUUCCUUUGGAGUCGUAAUGUGGGAACUUUUAACCGGAGAAGAACCAUAUGCAGACUUGCAUUAUGGCGCCAUAAUCGGCGGUAUUGUGAGCAACACACUGCGGCCGACUGUACCAGAAUCAUGUGACCCCGAUUGGAGAGCUCUCAUGGAAAGAUGCUGGUCAGCUGAACCAUCAGAGAGGCCGAGUUUCAGUGAGAUUGCAAAUGAAUUACGGGUUAUCGCAUCAAAGUUCCGGCCUAAAGGAUAGAGCCAAUGGUUACUUACACCUGCAAUUUCCCAAGCUAAAUGUUGGACCCUUAUACAUGGUUAUUGUCUAGCCUCUUUUAAAAAAUUAUUUAAAAAAAGGAAAAUUCAUGUAAAAGAACGUUCAUUUGAGAUGAAGAUCCUAUUUUUAUAAAAUAUAAAUCUGAACCGGUCUUUAUGUAACCAAUUUCACGCAUUUGUAAUUUUGUAUAUAUUACAAUCAACAUUCUCAGUCUCAUAGACCACUCCCAGGAGUCCCAGGAAGUUUGCAGUGAACCGUUUAGAAGCGAAGAACGCAGUUUGAAC